Molecule: messenger RNA, 3693 nt
Organism: Vollenhovia emeryi
Lineage: Eukaryota; Metazoa; Arthropoda; Insecta; Hymenoptera; Formicidae
Gene: ear
Product: protein AF-9
Exons: 3
Coding region: 621-2843 (740 amino acids)
Biological process (GO): regulation of DNA-templated transcription
Cellular component (GO): super elongation complex
Source: RefSeq, a predicted model, not a curated record
GAUGGCGCUUACAAUUUUUCUCGAAUAUACGGCGGAAGGGCGAGCGGGGUGCGCAAGGUUUACGCGGAUCAUACGGGAGGAUCGAGGAUCGUCUACGAUGCCGACGAGCCUCGCUCGCGCACGUCUUACCUGUUGAUAAUCCGAGUUACGGGCCCUCGGCGCGACGGAGCGGCGAUUUGGAGCGGCCUCCGCUGUGCGGUGCACCUCUUGGUGAGUCACGUGCGUGUUGGAGCGUCGUCUACCCGCCGCGGCGGCGAGCAUUUUCACACAGGAACCCGUGGAAGCGCGCCUGCCCCCCGUAGGUGGAUGCGAGCACACGCGUCUCGUCCCGCCGCGUCUUCAUGACCAGGAAACGCUGCGCGUUGUCGUCCGCGCUUGCACGUAGCACGCGCCGCCGUUCCCGCGAUGACGCCCGCUCGCACGCGCGGAUUCUAGAAGCCUCGCGAAGAACCGGAACACUUUCCACCGUGCGUACCGCGGACUCGGCGACGGCGGCGGCUUCUACGGCGACGAUGUAACCGCGAUUCACGUGCAUCCGCGGAACCGAGCUCACCCGCCGUGCGGCGCUUGUCUUCCGCGAAGGCGGCGAGAUAGAGGAGGAACCAAUUUCGGCCAAGAGGAUGGCGGUGCGCAUCACUCUGGAGUGUGGACACACGUCGAUGUUACGUAUGCGCACCACUCCCGAGGGGUAUACGCACGACUGGGAGGUGUUCGUGCGCGGGGUGGACAACGCGGACAUUCACAAUUACAUUGAGAAAGUGGUGUUUCUCUUGCAUGAUACCUUUCGAAAUCCUAAGAGAGUAAUCAAGGAGCCGCCGUUCGUGGUGAAGGAGUCCGGCUACGCGGGCUUCAUAAUUCCGAUUGAGAUUUAUCUGAGGAACAAAGAUGAGCCCAAGAAGUUUCAAAUAUCGUACGAUCUGCAUCUGCAGCAGAGCGGCCCGCCUAUUAACAAGACCAUACGUCACGUAGAAGUAUUCCGUAAUCCUUCCGAUGACUUUAGGAAAAAGCUGUUGAAAGGUGGAGCUGUUGUAGUGUCCAGUAGAGACGGUUCAUUGGAGAAAAGUGAUACGAAAACAUCCGCGAUGGUUGGCAAGCCGAAAUUAAAUGGCAGCGAAAACAAGAAACAUCGCAUCGCCGAGCCUAAGACUUCUAAUUCGUUUCACGAUUUAUUUGGCCCUCCCAUAAAGACGGCGCCUGCGAAGAUAUCGCCAGACAGCAAGAAGACGAGUCAGUCCGAUAAGAGUUUGGUUCCUAAACCUUUAGCUGUUACUGAAAAGUCUGACAAAGUGGAUAAGACAGUUAAAUCGAAGGAGAGUCCUCACAAAGAUGGUAGGAAAGACAAAGUGGACGAGAAGAAGGAUAAAAAGGUUAGAGAUAGUUCUAAGGAUCAACUCAGGAGUAAAGAGAAAUCUAAGAGACCCCCUAGUCCCGGAAAUAAAAGUCAUUCGAGUCCUGGAAGCAAAAGACCGGCGUCACCUGUCGCUACAAAGAAGCCGUUAAGCCCAUUGCCGCCUAUUAAACGACCUCCGUCUCCUAAAUCGAAAGAGAAGGAGACGAAGAAAGUCGCCCUAGACAAGGAGAAAGAUAGCAAAGAAAAGGAGAAAGUUAAGAAUAACUCGAGAAGUGAUGUGGAUUCUUCAAAGUCUGAAAAGAAGAAAGACAAGAAGAAACAUAAGGAUGAUAGGGACAAAGAGAGGAAAGAUAAAUAUAAGGAAUCGGAGAAAGCUAAUGUUAAAGAUGUCGCCAAGAUAAUUGAGAAAAAACUCGAGAAAACAGAUAAAGCGGACAAGUCGGACAAGGAGAAGCUUCAAGAGUACAAAUCAAAGGACGGUAGAAAAUCUCCCAAACCCGGGAAAGAAAAUGACAAAGUGAAAGAUGAUAAAGCGAUAAGAGAGAAAUCGGAGAAGAGCGACAAGUCUGAGAAGGUAAAGGACGGCAAAUACGAUAAGGAUCGGCCGAAGCAUAAGCAUAAAAAGAGGGAGAAGAAGGAUAAAAGAGACAGCAAGGACCGAGAGAGGAGAGAGAAGCGCGAUAAAAGCAAGGAUGAGAAUGAAAAGCAGAACAGCACGUCUGCAUUAGCCGAGAAUCCAUUGUCGUCUCUCUUGACGGAGAUCCCGGAAAGAGACAGUAGCGAUUCGGCACCUUCGGUAGACGACGAUUCAUUACCCGAGAGCAAACCCGUACCUAACGUCAAAAAGGAACCAGAGCACGCCGUAAUAUCCACUAUACCAGCAGAAACAGCGAAGCCACUGUCUCCUGGUAUAUCGGUGGAGUUAAAGAAGGAGAAGAGCGAUCGCAGCAGAAGAGACAAAUCCAAAGGGAGCAGAGGCGAGGAGAAAGACAGUCGGAAAAGGAAGAGGAGCAAGGAAGACGACGAAGGUUCAGUGAAACGUGAAAAGAUCAGGGGUCAGUCCACUUCUCCGCCCUUGGAGCCGGUUUCAUCGAGCCAAUCUCCAGUCGCGAUAGAUAUCGAUUCCAUUCAUCAUUCAGAAAAGGAGAUCAAGGAGUUUAAAAAGGAGAAGGACGGCCAUGCUGUCAAUAUAGCCGACAAUAUGUUAAACGAUAAGGAUGCGGAUCCUGAACAAGUAGCCCCGGAUUCUACAAAUAGCACGGACGCGGAGAUCAGCGAGCCGCCGGUAUUUUCCGAGGAUUAUGUGUCACAAUUGAAGGAUUUGCAACACAAGAUAAUGACAUUGCAAGAUAACGACGAGCUGCAAAGAGUCGUACAAGUGAUUGCGGAAACUGGUCAAUACGAAAUCACCAAGAAGACAUUCGACUUUGAUCUGUGCGCAUUGGAUCGUAGGACUGUGCAACGUCUUCAGCAGUUUUUCUCUGCGUCGUGACCAUCUGUAAUAUAAGGCAUGACACGUUAAUUUAUGUAGGCGUACUUGUAAGAUCAUAUAUUAAGUCAUACGAUCUUACGGAAGACUUUUUAAUGGUAAAAAAGCAGUAGUACACGAGACCCCAGAAGAAUUUUUGAGUACAGUUUUUCAGUUUGAUCGCUGCAAUAACUUAUGCAAGUUAGGAAUUCACCAUUUGCGGUAAUUUGCGCAGAUUGAAGACUCUUGUGAUAGUAAGUAUAAUAUAUAAAAUCAAAUAUUUUUUUAGUUCUUUUUCACAAUUCUUGAAAAAGUGUCAACAAUUGCUAGCAUAUUGGUAAAAUUUGCCAAGAAAAUACGAUAACGAAGAUCAAGUAGAAUCUGUAACAUAGUCUGGUGCAGAUUAGUGAUAAAAAUCGAAUAGAAUUUGCUAAACGCAUUUUAAAUAGAUCGAUCAAUCUAAGUAGAUUCGCAGAAAUCGAGCAGAAUCUGUCGCUAAUUUGCCUUUACAUUACGUUCAAUAGAUUCUGCUGGAUUUUUGCCGCUAAUACGCCAAUAUGCUUCUCUCAUCAAGCUUCUCUUUUAUAUAGCGAAUUCGGUUGCUUGCACUAGCGCACACUGAAGGCAUAUUAAGGCUUGUUUACAGUCAAUUCUUAUAUUUAAGGAUCGUCUUAAAUUACUGGGUAAAUAUAUCUUGAGAGAUAUUUUUUGAAUAUGUAUUUAAGACAAAGUUAAAUGUAAAAAAUUGACCACCGAAAAAAAUUUAUGUACUUUUUCAUGGAAAUUACUUGUUCAAAUCCGGAAAAUUGCCUAAUUAUAACUGUAAUUUUUUUUCCAGAUUUCUUAAAGCGAAAAUACAUAUUAAUGGUAAAAU